Ylistrum balloti is the source of this 1483-nucleotide messenger RNA. Its product is annotated as 6-phosphogluconolactonase-like. Gene Ontology annotation, biological process: carbohydrate metabolic process; pentose-phosphate shunt. The record is from RefSeq and is a predicted model, not a curated record. Lineage: Eukaryota; Metazoa; Mollusca; Bivalvia; Pectinida; Pectinidae. The transcript is spliced from 5 exons. The coding region runs from base 1 to 729 and encodes 242 amino acids. Gene Ontology annotation, molecular function: 6-phosphogluconolactonase activity.
AUGGCUGCGCCCAUCAGAAAUGUCGAAACCUCCGAUAUAGAGGUUGCAACAAAGUUGUGCAGUUUUGUGGUAGAUACGGCAAACAAAGCAAUCGAAGAAAAUGGGGUGUUCACUGUGGGAUUUUCAGGUGGAAGUUUGGCCAAGUUUUUAUGUAAUGGUUUGCCAGGAAGAGAAACGGAUUGGUCAAAAUGGAGGAUAUUUUUCUGUGAUGAGAGACAUGUGCCCCAUGAUGAUCCUGAAUGUACCUACACAAUCUACCUGACAGGCUUAGUAAAGAAAGUUAAUAUGGAUGAAAAAAACAUCUUCCCGCUCAAUCCAGAUAUCUCGGUUGAGGAAGCAGCUGAAGACUAUCUGAAAAAGAUUCGGACUGUGUUCCCGGGAGAUAGCAUUCCAAGGUUUGACAUGCUGUUGUUAGGGAUGGGUCCAGAUGGUCACACCUGUUCCUUGUUUCCUGGACACGCUUUAUUAGAGGAAUCGUCUAAAAUCAUUGUUCCAAUUAAGGACUCGCCCAAACCACCUCCAAAUCGUGUGACCAUGACGUACCCUAUCAUUAAUAACUGUUCCUGCGCUGUAUUUGCCUCCUGUGGAGCUAGUAAAGCUGAAAUGGUUCAGAGAGUACUAGAAGGCAAGGAGGAGAACCCCCUUCCUGCUGCUCGUGUACAGCCUACCAAUGGCAAAGUGUACUGGUUCUUGGACACAGCAGCAGCAUCCAGACUACAAUCAAAAUGACUAGUAAACAAACAAAGUCGGACAUCAAACAAACUUUGAUUCUGGAUAAAGAAUGUAUUCUUAUAAAAUUCUUAUAAGCAAUCACGAUAAAAAAGGUUUCUGAUAAUAAUCAUUGCCACGACAACAUUGAGAGAAUUAGAAAAACUUGAAAGCAUGAAAGAACAUUAUACCUUUCCUAGCUGGCAGAGUAUAUAUCCCAAAGUCAUGUUCAGUCAGAACAUUUUGACAGCCUGGAUGGUUGUAUUGUGUAGCUGUUAAGAGGUAGGGUUGUAACUUGUGAUUUAAUAAUGCUUUUUAGGCCUCUCAUGAAUGUAUAGAUACUGUAGCAAGUCUUCCAGAGGCCCCUAAAAAUGUAGACAAAUCUACAGAAUGACUCUUAGGGAUACUGCACCAGGGCCCACAACUCUGUCAUGCAAACUCUGAAAACAUAAUGACUAAUUCACUAACUACUUAAAGUUAUCAGGAUAGGUAUUGUUAUGUUAUAUGACAAGUUAUUAACCAGAAAUUAAAUAAGUUUCUCAGUUUGUAGAGACCAUAGGUUUGUACAGUAUAUAAUGUUGUUAAUUGUAAUGCAAGGCUAUGUUGAAGGUAUAAUGCUGUCAAAGUUUCGCAUGAUGCUUGUAUGAAACAAGUGAUGAUUAAAUUCCAUGAUCCUGUUACGAUGCUGUGAAAGUCCUCGUUAGUUAUUCUUGUUAUGGAUUUGUUUAUCAUGUAAAAUGCUUACAAAUAAAAAUGCUUUAUUCCAUUUGAUAAA